AUGGCAUUAGUUCAGUUAUUAAUGGUAUUUUCCACAAUAAUUUCUUCAGAUGAGAUCAAAUUUAAAUAUAACCUCAAGAAUUAUGGCAGAAUUUUCUUCGGAAUCAUAACAGUACCAAAUUCUACACGCAGAAGCCUUCCAUGGGAUAUAUGGAUGAAAAAAGUUAAUGAUGACGGCUAUCACAAAGCUGUUUUUCUCUCUCCAGUUCAGAAAGAUUACCCGGAUUACUACCUAGAACCACCACCAUACUAUGAUAAAUUCCUCCAAAUCAAUCACUCGUGGCUAGAAGAUAGAGAUCGUGGAAUAAAAAGAGUUGUCGGUGUAAAAUACUUCGUAGAGAAUACAAAUUUUGAUUGGUAUUGGUCUCUUACAGAUGAUGUUACAGUUGACAUUGAAGAAACACAAAAAUAUAUUGCUGAACUCGAGAAUACAACCAAGCCACGAAAUGAAAUUGUCUUAAAAGGCCAUUGCAUUUGUGCUCAUAAGCCAACUAGAAUAUACUUACAAGGAGGUGUUGGAUACCUCUUUGGAAGAUAUGCUGCUGAGUAUUUUAACGAGAAAGGUGAUGAAUGGAUUGAUUCAAUGACAAAAUGGGAUGAUGGGCAUCUACAGACGCUUCUACAUUGGCUAAAAUUAAGCAUAAAAGCUAUUUCAUCUCACAGAUUUUAUGGAGUUGAUGCAGAAGUAUUGACAAACAAAAAGAAGUUCAAAAUUUGCCCAGAAAAUGUUGAAAAAACAAGAUGCGGAUAUAAUGCACUCUAUCCAUUCAAAGAUGUCAUUGCAAUUCAUUCAAAUAGCAAAACAAAUUUGACAUUAGUGAAUAAUAAGAUGAAAGAGUUGAAAGAAAAUAAUCAAAACAUAUAUUAUUACUUUAAAGAACCUUAUAAGAUUAUUCCCUGCCGCAAAUUUAAUUGA
This is a messenger RNA of Trichomonas vaginalis G3, 915 nucleotides long. RefSeq lists its product as uncharacterized. The coding region runs from base 1 to 915 and encodes 304 amino acids. The transcript has a single exon. The record is from RefSeq and is a predicted model, not a curated record. NCBI's taxonomy places the organism in Eukaryota, Parabasalia, Trichomonadida, Trichomonadidae.